Molecule: messenger RNA, 593 nt
Organism: Racocetra fulgida
Lineage: Eukaryota; Fungi; Glomeromycota; Glomeromycetes; Diversisporales; Gigasporaceae
Source: the annotation of a GenBank genome assembly
UUAAAGUUAAGGACAUUAGUAAAUUUGGAACCAAUAAUGCUAAAAUGGUUCCUUCAAAGAGUAAUGCUAAAGUGGUUCUUGCAGAGAUUGAUAUUAAAGAUAUUGAUGGAGUUUAUGGUCAUUUUUACAUUAAGAAUAAGGACGAACUUGAAGAAUAUGAGAUUAGAAAAUCUAAAGCUUCAGAUAAAUCUCGAGUUAGUCUAGUUAGUAAAACCAAUGAUGCCUCUGUCAUUAAUUGGCUUUUUAUAACCAUUGAUGAAGAUGUGUAUCUUGUAAAACAUAAAUAUAUUAAGGAGAAUAGAGAAGAGAAUAUAGACGUUGAGAUUCUUGAAAUGGCCCAAGAUAAAUUCUCAGCAAUUAAAUUGUUACUUAAAGAAAUAAUAUCCAAAUACAAUAACCAAAACAAAAAUGAAGAUAUUGAUAAAUUUGAUAAUGAAAUCAAGAAAUUUGACAAAGAAACAAAAGCGUAUGUUGACAUUCUUCAAACAGGAUUUCUUAAUUACAUUGUUUACUCCCAUCGCUCUGAUAAGGAAAAAAUGUUCAAUAAUGAAGUUGAAAAUGUUCCUAAUGGCAAUAGUUCAUCGAUCUUUUAG